This is a messenger RNA of Trichechus manatus latirostris (Florida manatee), 1329 nucleotides long. It is a transcript of the gene OSBPL1A, whose product is annotated as oxysterol binding protein like 1A. The record is from RefSeq and is a predicted model, not a curated record. NCBI's taxonomy places the organism in Eukaryota, Metazoa, Chordata, Mammalia, Sirenia, Trichechidae. The coding region runs from base 276 to 1316 and encodes 346 amino acids. Gene Ontology annotation, cellular component: plasma membrane; cytosol; intracellular membrane-bounded organelle. The transcript is spliced from 9 exons. Gene Ontology annotation, molecular function: cholesterol binding.
GACUAGGAGAAUUCAAAUCAGAACAAUACUGAAGACACAGGACCAGUUGAUUUUCUAUGAAACGCUUUCAGGGGCCAACAUAGCAGUGAACAGGUACAACCCCAGGUUUCCCCAGUCUACCUGAUAAAUGACGCACAUUUGUGAUAUUUCUCUAUACACAUGUGCCUGUGGCUCUCAUAACAAUAAUUACAGUGGUUUUACCUUCCCAAAGUCAAUGACAUUAAAAUUAAAUCUUUAUUCUUCUUUCUUUUUUCAGAACAAGCUUGCCCUCCCCUAUGUUUUCCAGAAAUGACUUCAGUAUCUGGAGCAUCCUCAGAAAAUGUAUUGGAAUGGAAUUAUCCAAGAUCACGAUGCCAGUUAUAUUCAAUGAGCCUUUGAGCUUCCUACAGCGACUAACUGAAUAUAUGGAGCACACAUACCUCAUCCACAAGGCCAGUUCCUUCUCGGAUCCUGUGGAAAGGAUGCAGUGUGUAGCUGCAUUUGCUGUAUCAGCUGUUGCUUCUCAGUGGGAACGUACUGGAAAGCCUUUCAAUCCACUCCUGGGAGAGACUUACGAAUUAGUUCGAGAUGACCUUGGGUUCAGACUCAUCUCCGAACAGGUCAGCCAUCACCCACCAAUUAGUGCAUUUCAUGCUGAAGGAUUAAACAACGAUUUCAUCUUUCACGGCUCAAUCUAUCCCAAACUCAAGUUCUGGGGGAAGAGCGUAGAAGCGGAACCCAAAGGAACCAUCACAUUGGAGCUCCUUGAGACUGGGGACAAAUGUGUAUUGAAUUUUAAGCCAUGUGGCCUUUUUGGUAAGGAAUUACACAAAGUCGAAGGCUACAUUCAGGAUAAAAGCAAAAAGAAACUAUGUGCCCUUUAUGGGAAGUGGACUGAAUGUUUAUACAGUGUUGACCUGGCCACUUUUGAUGCUUACAAAAAAAAUGAUAAGAAAAAUACUGAGGAGAAGAAGAACAGCAAACAGAUGAGCACUUCUGAGGAGUCAGAUGAAAUGCCAAUGCCAGAUUCUGAAAGCGUAUUUGUUAUCCCUGGAAGUGUUCUCCUGUGGCGAAUAGCCCCCAGGCCUCCAAAUUCUGCGCAGAUCAAGCUAGUGAAGAAAAAAAGCGACUGGAGGAAAAACAAAGAGCAGCCCGCAAAAACAGGUCCAAGUCAGAAGAGGACUGGAAGACGAGGUGGUUCCAUCAAGGUCCUAAUCCCUACAACGGAGCACAGGACUGGCUUUACUCGGGCAGCUACUGGGACAGAAACUACUUCAAUUUGCCUGACAUUUAUUAAAAUGCAGACAAGUCAGGGUGGUUGGCUAAUUUACAAAUAAGUCUUAAACCUAU